Molecule: messenger RNA, 210 nt
Organism: Protopolystoma xenopodis
Lineage: Eukaryota; Metazoa; Platyhelminthes; Monogenea; Polystomatidea; Polystomatidae
Source: the annotation of a GenBank genome assembly
AUGCUAGACCGAGACAGUUUUGUGCUUGAAGUCAAUGCUAACGCGUGGACCUUCCUUUCUAGACUGGAGGCCUCUUCAAAUGCUCUUAAGUACCGGGAGCUAAAGGACUACUUUGUGUCUUGCUAUUCAUGGCCUCAAGCUGCUCUGAUGCAACGCCAAUUCUAUUCUACCCUCUUUCCCGAUUGGCUCAGAGGCCACAUCGCUGGUUGA